AUGUCUCUGUCUGCUUCUGACAGCAACGGCUCUUUUUCCCGUGUCGCUUCCGGGAAGACACCCCCUCCAGCACCGUCUGCUGCUUUCGCAAAGAGGGCGCGGGAGAUCGAGGCUGAAGAGAGACUAGGUGCUAGAUACAGGCCUCCCGCGCUGCGCGCCUUGGCUUCAGGUGGUUCCCCUCCUAAUGAUUCCCCGUCCACGAUCACUCCAGGCGAUACAUCUACCUUGCCUCCACCCACAACUUACCCAGCGGGCUUCAGGAGGGCUAGGGCCGGAACCUUACCUUCCAAUGUCCAACUUGCUGCUCAACGGUUUGCAGCUGCGUCCAGCAACCUGGGAAGUACUCCCGCUUCGACUGAAUCAUUCUCGGACCAGCUGCAGAGGCAAACCAUUACCACCCCUUCUGCCACGCCAGCAGCAGCACCUGUUCGCCCCGGUUUACGUCAUUCGGCUUCCAUCGCGUCGUCGGUCGCCUCAUCCGCUCUCACGGAGCGCCAGAGUCGUCUCCGUUCAGGAUCAUUGACACUGCCCACGGGCAACCUCUCCAAUGCCUUCGGGUCUUCAAUCUUUUCGUCAUCCUGGCUUUCGAGGAACGAUGGGGGUGCUGGAUUACCUGUCCUAGAUGAUUUGCGUUCCGUCACGUCAAUGGAUUCUGGCGCUGAUGACUUUGACGUCCAUACCCUCGACUAUCUGGGUUUAGACGAGACACUCCGUCAUCCCCCUGCUGCUACUAUCACUGAACUGCGCAACCAGGCACAGGCCGCGAUCGCUGGAAAUUUGGCUUCGCACCCGUCACGUCUGCGCGCGAUCACCGUCUCGACUCCGUAUCAUGUCAGGUCCUCCGCCUCCAACCCUUUACUUUCUACUCCAACUGCUCAGGAGGAAGAAGAGUUCUAUGAUGAGGAUAUGUACCACAGCCAGGGCCUGGACUCGUACGAUGACAACGAGUCGAACGACUUUUUAUCUUCCAACUAUGUCGCCAAGGGUUUCAAGCACGGUGAUCAUCUCACUCUUCCCGGCCUCGGGUCCAGACCUCGUGCGAUUUCUGUUGGUAACCUCGAUGAUACUUCAAGGUCUCUCCAUCGCCGCGCCGCUGCUGCAGAAGCACAGCAAGCAAGCUACGCGACAGAUCUCUCUUUGCAGACCGCCCUUGGUAGCGGCAGCCUCAGUCCCGCUAGUAUCCUGAGAUCGGACAAGCUCACCGGUAUCCGUAAUGGAGGUUCCCCGACCGUUCACUUUCCUGUUGGAGAACUCCCGCGAAGUUCGUCUUACCUCGCUGCACCAUCCACCUCCCAGAACCGUGCCGUCUCUCCCAAAUCGGAGAGCUCGUCCACACAGAUGCAGACUCCGACCCGAUCUUUGUGGAUCGGUAACUUGGAUAGCUCAGUUACCAGCGAACAGCUCAUCCAUGUGUUCGCUCCCUAUGGUGCGAUCGAAAGUUUGAGGUUGUUGCCGGAAAAGGAGUGCGGUUUCGUUAACUUCGUAGAUCAAGCGGAUGCGGUUCGUGCCAAAGAAGAUGUGCUCAACCGCCUUGGCGGUGACAUCGGUAUGCCCAAUGGCCAGACGGUUCGGAUUGGGUUCGGAAAGGCGGACAGUGCCCCGGUCGCUCCCGCUAAAGGAACCACGCUGAACAGCCCUUCGGCCACCUCUCCCGGAGGAGUUUUGGGCAAGAGUACCGGCAACAAUUCUGGUUUGGCGGGUAUGGAUGCUCAAUUGCAAUCCACUCCCACGAGAGCGUUAUGGAUCGGUUCCAUUCCAUCCACGACGACUCCAGCUACCAUCUUGAGCGUUUUCAGUCCGUAUGGACCGAUCGAGUCAGCACGAGUUCUCACCCACAAGAAUUGCGGAUUCAUCAACUUUGAACGCUUGGAUGAUGCGGUGAGGGCCCGAAAAGCUCUCAAUGGUCGUGACGUGUUGGGUAGUGAUGUCGGUGCCAUCCGUAUUGGGUUCGCUAAGGUGCCCGUGAAGAACGGACAGGAGAGUAAUGGUGCUCAAGAUGAUAGUGUUGGCCUCAAUGUCCAGGGCAUCGGCGAUCUGAGUGUUGGCGCCACAAUUCAUGCCCUCCGCAACAUCAAGGGUGCAUCCACUAUCCCUGUUGACCAGCAGGUCCUGAGUGGUGCGGUGGAGAAUUACAGGUCGAACCUCCUCCUCAGCAUGAUUAGCUCUGGCGCCCAUUCCCCGUACGACGGUGUUGGCAAGCCUGCUGGUUGGACAGCUUCGGUUACUGAGCAGCAAAUGAUCAUGAAGGAACUCAGUGGCGGUAGUCCGGAUGCGGACGCUGAUAUUCAGGCCCUUGCAGAAUUCCGUCCCCCUACUAUGUAUUACACCACGAUUCCGCUGGUCUCCGAGAGACCGCAUAACAGACGGUGGGAUGCGUCGAAGUUACGCGAGCUGCGGAAGCGCCUCGACACUAGUACAAUCUCCACUGAGGAGAUUGAUAAUGUCGCUGCGGAUUUCCUCGACGGCGAGAUUGUUGAUCUUGCCUCAGAUUGGCUUGGGAAUACGGUUGUGCAGAAGCUGUUCGAGAAAUGUUCUGCUGGUCCUAGAUUGGCAAUGCUCGAGCGCAUUAGCCCUCACCUUGCCAUGAUUGGUAUCCACAAGAAUGGUACUUGGGCAGCGCAGAAGAUCAUCGAGUGCGUCCAGACGCCUGACGAGGUUGCUAUUAUUACGCAGAAUUUGAGGCCCUAUGUUCCUCCCCUCCUCUUGGAUCAAUUUGGAAAUUAUGUCGUACAGUGCUGCCUUCGCUUUGGUGCUCCGGCCACAGAUUUCCUGUUCGAUGCCAUGGUCGACCGUCUUUGGGAGAUUGCACAGGGUCGCUUCGGCGCUCGUAGCAUGAGGGCGUGCCUCGAGAGCACCAAUAUUACCCUGAGCCAGCAGCGCCGCAUCGCCACGGCUAUCAUUCUCAACUCGAUUCCGUUGGCCACCAACCCCAACGGUGCGCUGCUGUUGACGUGGCUCUUGGAUACGUCGAGUUUCCCAUCAAGGUACAACUUGCUGGCUCCCCGCUUCACACCGCAUCUGUCGCACCUGUGCACCCAUAAGUUGGCAUCCCUGACGGUGCUCAGGAUUGUGAACCAGAAGGUUGAACCGGAGGCUUCAAGCCAGAUUGUAGAAGCUCUGUUCUCGUCUCCUGGAGACCACGUUCUCACUGAUGUGUUGGGUGAUCAAGUUAACGGCGUCGCCGUUGUUCACAAGAUUCUCACUAGCCCCUUUGUGGAUCCCGCUCUCCGUCCGACCUAUGUAGAUGCCACGAAGCGUGUACUCAUCGAGCUCAAGGUGAUUGCCACUCAAGCCUACCGUCGUUUGAUUGAGGAAGUCGGAUUACCUGUCCCGAACUUGCAGCCCACGUAUUCCACCAACGUCCCACAGCCUAGUAAGACCAAGUACACGGCGCAGAGCAAUUACACGAUGCCUGGUCUUCCUGCUGGAUAUCCGUCCAAUGAUCAGGGUCUCGCCUCCAUGAUGGCGGCCCUACAGAUGGGUGGACAAAAUGCGGCGUCUGGUCCUCCUCGUCUGCAGAUUGAUCCGGGGUAUGGUCAGGUCCCACAGAACGGUACGGGACGAGGUCGUGCUUCGAACCCUCCUUCAGCCUUCUCCCCGUCGACCGAUCCUUUCAACCCAUUCCGGUCUCCUGACGUGAACACUCAGAGGAAUGGCGUUCCUCGUCGAAACGGAGGUAUGCCGUCUGCGGCUGGCGGGACGUCGUCCAUCCCGUUCGGAGCUCAGUCUCCCAGCCUUACUCAGGCGGCCAACCUGAUGGGCAUGACACCGCCGCCGUACGCUAGCAUGUCUCCUCAGUCCGUGCCACCUCACGUCUACCAGGCAUACAUGUAUCAGAUGUAUCAACAGCAAAACACCCCGAACAUGGGGACCUUCCACGCCUAG
Molecule: messenger RNA, 3885 nt
Organism: Sparassis crispa
Lineage: Eukaryota; Fungi; Basidiomycota; Agaricomycetes; Polyporales; Sparassidaceae
Exons: 7
Coding region: 1-3885 (1294 amino acids)
Molecular function (GO): RNA binding
Source: RefSeq, a predicted model, not a curated record